This is a messenger RNA of Phalaenopsis equestris, 1346 nucleotides long. RefSeq lists its product as uncharacterized. NCBI's taxonomy places the organism in Eukaryota, Viridiplantae, Streptophyta, Magnoliopsida, Asparagales, Orchidaceae. The transcript is spliced from 4 exons. The coding region runs from base 102 to 1205 and encodes 367 amino acids. The record is from RefSeq and is a predicted model, not a curated record.
AUCCCAAAAGACUUUCUUGAUACUUUCCUUAUUUCUUCUAGAAUGAAUAAUAUUUUCUGUUUUUCAAUCUUCCCUUCUAUUAUAUAAUGAAUCUUUCUUGAAUGUAUGAACGACAAGCACAACGCCCGAGAACAAUGGCAGCCUCCAAUAGAAAAAUCUCGGCAGCAUCAUCUUCCUCGGGUGUGUUUUCAAAGCUCCCAGGGAUUCUCUUGCUGGGUUUAGUCGCAUUGCUUUACCAAGCAAUCCAACCUCCACCUCCUAAGAUUUGUGGAUCAUCAAACGGUCCUCCUGUUACAUCUCCCAGAAUUAAGCUCAGGGAUGGCAGGCAUUUAGCGUACCUGGAAUUAGGGAUUCCGAAGGAGAAGGCGGAAUUUAAGAUUGUCUUCAUCCAUGGCUUUGAUUCUUGCAGAUAUGAUGUGUUUCCUGUGUCUCAGGAACUUAUGGAGGAAUUAGGGAUCUAUUUACUUUCUUUUGACAGAGCUGGAUACGGGGAAAGUGAUCCUGAUCCAAAGAAGACGGUUAAAAGUACAGCGCUUGAUAUUGAAGAACUUGCCGAUCAGAUUGGGCUUGGCUCUCAGUUCCAUGUUAUGGGGUUCUCUAUUGGAGGGGAAAUUGCUUGGACAUGUCUGAAAUACAUUCCUCACAGGCUUGCAGGAGCGGCUGUUGUUGCUCCAGUUUCUAACUACUGGUGGUCUGGAUUUCCCCUCAAUUUAUCCACGAAAGCUUACAAUCAACAGGCCUUGCGAGACAAAUUGGCGCUCCGAGUGGCUCAUUACGCUCCUUGGCUUGCGUAUUGGUGGAACACUCAGAAAUGGUUUCCUUCAUCGAGCGUCAUACAACACGACCCUAUAAUUUUCUCUCCACCGGACUUACAGAUCCUUGGAAGAUUUGAAGCUAGAACUCAUUAUGUGGCACAGAUAAGGCAGCAGGGAGAAUACGAGUCGCUGAUUCGUGACAUGAUCGUUGGUUUCGGAGACUGGGAGUUCGAUCCAAUGGAUAUUGAAAACCCAUUUCCUGGCAAGGAAGGCAGUGUUCAUCUGUGGCAUGGAACUGAAGAUUUCAUUGUGCCUGUUAGUCUGUCUAGGUAUGUUAGCCAAAAGCUUCCUUGGGUUAAAUAUCAUGAACUGACUCAUGCAGGACAUUUGUUCCCUCUGGCUGAUGGAAUGGCAGAUGUCAUUGUAAGGAAACUUCUCUUAGGAGAUUAGAAGCAUUUAAGUAAGCUGUAUUGCCUUGAUAUAUCAACUUAUCAGUAUGAGAUAAGAGGAGGAAGUAGUAUGAUUUCAUAUGUAGUGUGUGUGUAUCAGAAUAUGUAAUUUAACUUUUGAAUAAAAUAUGGGGUUUAAAUU